Messenger RNA from Xiphias gladius (swordfish), 3595 nucleotides. It is a transcript of the gene chrna5, whose product is annotated as cholinergic receptor, nicotinic, alpha 5. Gene Ontology annotation, molecular function: transmembrane signaling receptor activity; acetylcholine-gated monoatomic cation-selective channel activity. Gene Ontology annotation, cellular component: synapse; neuron projection; postsynaptic membrane. The record is from RefSeq and is a predicted model, not a curated record. The transcript has 8 exons. Gene Ontology annotation, biological process: monoatomic ion transmembrane transport; signal transduction; nervous system process. Lineage: Eukaryota; Metazoa; Chordata; Actinopteri; Istiophoriformes; Xiphiidae. The coding region runs from base 778 to 2208 and encodes 476 amino acids.
CACACCUACACAGAGACACGCUCACUCACACACUCACACGCGUAUAACAGGAAUGUAAUUCAUGGUGUUUGUAAACUCAGGCAGUCAUUGUGUUGCUACUAAGCCUUCACUUCCCUCUCCGCGGAUAAGUUUCAAUUUUUCUUUUUUUCUUUUUUUUUUAAACGAGCUGAAAAGUGCACAUUUUCAUCUGCUGCCAUUUGGGGGAAGGUGUCCCUGCUCGUACGCUAUUUGCUGAACCCUCGGCGACCACAGUGAUAACUCCCACGAUGCCCUAACUGUUCGGCAGCACCUGCGAUAUUACUGUGACCUAUACAUUGCCAGCUGCUUGAGCGUUGGAGGUCAAGCCAGAUGUGUCACAGACUUUUGCAGGGCACGAGCCAAAUGUGUAUCUAAAAGCGAGACCGGAGCGGCCGCGCUUCGAAACCUGCCGGGGGUCGUGCGGAGGCACGGCAAGCCGUCCCGCCGCACUUUCCACCAGCCGCACAGCUCCGCGCCUGUCCCGCAGUGCCCGAGCUCUCGCGCUCCUGCCGGGUUUUUUUGACGCGAGGACCUUAUCUUGACGCUCCGGAGCUCACGGUCAUUCAUAAACUGUGCCAUCACAUCAGUGGCCUGGGCGUUCUCAAGCUGUACGUACCACAUCCCGUUCAAAGUUCAACACGGCCUCCUGCAAGCCACCCUAUCCUCGCGCUGCGCCGCUGCAAGGGCGACCCCGUGUGGCCUGUUGAGCUCUGUGAUGCCCGAGGGACCAGCUGUGUGUUAUCCGGUGCCACCUCUGAUAUGAUGCCGAGAGCAGGAGGGGCAGCCACCUCUCUCGCGCUGCUGCUGCUGCUGCCGUUGCUGUGCUGCUGCCAUCUGUGCCACUCACUGCGGGUUCCAAAGCUCUCUUCUUAUGCAAAAGCAGAGGACAAGCUGUUCAAAUACCUCUUUGGAAACUACCAGAAAUGGGUUCGUCCAGUGGAAUACCUAAAUCAGACGAUCUGCGUGAAGUUUGGACUGGCGAUCUCCCAGCUAGUUGAUGUGGAUGAGAAGAACCAGCUGAUGACAACCAAUGUGUGGAUGAAACAGGAGUGGACUGACAUGAAACUCAGAUGGAACCCGGAUGACUAUCUGGGCAUCACAAUUAUCCGAGUCCCCUCUGACAGGCUCUGGCUUCCUGACGUUGUUCUGUAUGAUAAUUCAGACGGGCGUUUUGAGGGAACUGUCACGAAAGCUGUUGUUAAGUAUGAUGGAACAAUAUCAUGGACACCACCAGCCAAUUACAAGUCAGCCUGCACCAUCGAUGUCACUUUCUUCCCAUUUGACCUCCAGAACUGUUCCAUGAAGUUUGGCUCCUGGACGUAUGAUGGCUCCCAGGUGGACAUCAUUCUGGAGGACUUCCAUGUGGACAAGCAGGACUAUUUUGACAACGGUGAAUGGGAGAUAGUGAAGGCCACAGGCAGCCGCGGUCUGAGGACAGACGGCAGUUCUUCCUAUCCCACCAUCACCUACUUCUUCAUCAUCCGCAGGUUGCCUCUUUUCUACACUCUCUUCCUCAUCAUCCCCUGCAUUGGCCUGUCCUUCCUCACCAUCCUUGUCUUCUACCUGCCCUCCAACGGCGGUGAGAAGAUCUCUCUCUGCACCUCGGUGCUGGUCUCACUAACCGUUUUCCUCCUGGUCAUCGAGGAGAUUAUCCCGUCCUCCUCAAAGGCUAUUCCUCUCAUCGGGGAGUACCUGGUCUUCACCAUGAUCUUCGUCACGCUCUCCAUCAUUAUCACCGUCUUUGCCAUCAACAUCCACCACCGCUCUUCUUCUACGCAUCAUGGCAUGGCACCCUGGGUGAGGAAGAUUUUCCUGCAUCGACUACCUAAGCUGCUGUGCAUGCGCAGCCAUGUGGACCGUUACGCCACAGCUGGAGUAGCCAGGGCUGGGGGAGUAGCAGGGCUGGGUAUGAUGAAAGACUCAGCACCUGAACUCACACCCCUACUCUACACAAGACGUCACCUACAAGCAGCUUUGGAUUCUAUUCGCUACAUAACCAUGCACGUGGUUAAAGAAAAUGAGGUCAGAGAGGUAGUACAAGACUGGAAGUUUGUAGCCCAGGUUCUGGAUCGAAUGUUUCUGUGGACCUUCCUCCUGGUGUCGAUCCUGGGCUCUGCUCUUCUUUUUAUCCCAGUUAUUUACAAAUGGGCCAACAUCAUUGUCCCUAACCAUGCUGGAAGUACCCUCUAAGAACCACACAUGGGGGCAAACUAACCACAAAUGGAGUCAAAGCACAUUAACAGCUCACUAUGGGUCGUAUUUGAGAGACUGUGAUACUGAGAGUACGGCUGAGAUACGGGCCUGCUCUACACAGUCAUUCUGUAAACUACAGCUGGGCCAGAGUUCAAGCUGCAGAUUUCAGGCCUCACUUGCUUAGUACAUCUCACAGAGACAUGUUUUUUUUUAUUAUAGAGAGAUUCUUAAUUCUGUAUUUAGUUUAAUUUAAAGAUAAAUGAAAAGACUCAAUUGAUGUACUACAUAUGAUAAGAAAAGUCAAUAUUUAUUCAGCGAUAUCCUAUGAUUUUUGUUUUUUAAGUACAUUCAUUUCACCCACUAUACAUGCUGGCAUCAUAGAGGAGAUUUAUCAUUGGGGCUGGUAGAUGGUCAUAGAUACAAAAUGGCAAGAACAUGUCCUCACAGGAUCGUUUGGGAUCAAUGUCUCACUAACGGCCCUUAUGUUUAUGCAGGUUACAGGACACCGUGAUGAAUUCAAUUCAUUUGAUUUCAAUACGUUAUGCGUUCCUGGAAAAGCAAUUACAAGGCAGUUUGUCACCCAGAUCAACAGAUCCACACACACAAUAGAUGGGGGAAGACAUUCAUUCUCAUUUUACAUACUAUUCUGUCUGCCUGUCCACCAUCUAUAAUGUUUGGAAAGAUGACCACUUUAUGUGCGGGGCAUAAUUCAAAUAAAAGGUGGUAAGUCACGUCAAGUCAAGUCAAGUCAGUCUUAUUUAUUUAGCACCAAAUCAUAACAGAAGACCGUACUCUUUAUAAUAUUAUUUACAGAGACCCAACAUUUCCCCAAGCACUUGGCGACAGUCACAAGUAAAAGUCCAUUUUAACAGGUAGAAAACCUUGAACGGAACCUGGUUCGUGAUGGGCGGCCGUCUGUCUCAACUGAUUGGGUUAAGUAAAUAAAAAAUGAUAAACAAAAACAAGCAUGUGAAAAGAAUGUAAGACAUUUUUGUCGUUUUUGUUUACCCCAGAGAGAGAUGAGCAAGAUGUAUAAAGGAAGAAGGGACCUAAAGAAGUCCACUAGAAGGUUCCACUGCUAAACUGAGUUGAUCUUUGCUACUAGGACCUCCUUCAUCUGUUUCGUUGCCCGUUAUUCUUUCAGUUCCUUCAUAGCAGCCCUAUUGAUUUUUCUCUCUUCUUGUCCUGUCCCUAAUAUAGUAAAUAAUAAAAGGGGCUUCACAUGGAAUUUAAAGUGGUGGAAAACCUGUAAGGCUGAAAUAAAAAUUUACUGCAAAUCUGCAAUUUACAUCUAGAUGAAUAAACAGAUUCUAUGCUGCUUAAUUUAGUAAAGAUAGGAGUUGAAAAUUAUAGAUCCGCAAGUGGUGGUUCUGGUUUUUUCUUC